Pygocentrus nattereri (red-bellied piranha) is the source of this 890-nucleotide messenger RNA. Its product is annotated as C-X-C motif chemokine 10-like. The record is from RefSeq and is a predicted model, not a curated record. NCBI's taxonomy places the organism in Eukaryota, Metazoa, Chordata, Actinopteri, Characiformes, Serrasalmidae. Gene Ontology annotation, biological process: cellular response to lipopolysaccharide; neutrophil chemotaxis; chemokine-mediated signaling pathway. Bases 114 to 461 code for a protein of 115 amino acids. Gene Ontology annotation, cellular component: extracellular region. Gene Ontology annotation, molecular function: chemokine activity; CXCR chemokine receptor binding. The transcript has 4 exons.
UAGAGCCAUCCUCCGCUCUUCACUUCUCACUUUCAAUAGAUUCUGUAAACUUGAGGAGAAAACUCUUCAUUUUGUUGUUUUCUUGCCUUUAGUUCUGCUUGAAUUGCUUCUUCAUGGCUUUUCCACCCAAAGCCCUUUGUCUGGUCCUGGUUGCAGUCGUUUGCAUCCAGCUCAGUAAUGCUACGGUGAUACCAGUUAGGUGUGAAUGCCUGAGAACCUCCACCAGACCGUAUUCUUGGAGGAUAAUUAAAGAGUUCUCCAUCACUCCACCACACAGUCACUGCAAAGACACUGAGAUCAUACUCACUCUGCACAGUGUCAAUCCAAACACGGGAAAGAACGAUCAGCGCUGUCUAAGCCCAGACUUGCACCAGGCUAAGAAACUUGAGACGUGCUGGAACAGGAAAAAUAAAGAUGACAAGAAAGUGCUCCAGAUUUCUGAAUGCCUACCGAGAAAGUGAAAGCACACACUCAGAAGAUCAAGACACAUGGAAAGGAGAGUGAGCACAGUGGUAAAACUCCAGACAGUGUGGAGUGCGGGAAUUCCUGUAGCCAUGUGACCAAUGAGAAUCCAAUGGGAUUGAGGGACUGAUGUUAUUUGAGACUCUGACUCCUCCUGGAGUUGGGAAAUCACAACUGAUCAGAUGAACCUUGUAACCAUGUAAGAUCCAGAAACUGUCACAAGCAGAUGUUUUCCAGCAAGAUGUAAUGCUCCUUGGAGAACUGUAAGAAUGAAAGCUGCAGUGUUACCAAUGUCAUGCACAAAACACUAUUUGCAAUUUUUCUAUUUUAACAGCCAGUAUUUAAAACACUUUAUUUUAAAUCUUAUUUAUUUGUUGAAGGAUUUAACGUUUUGUAAUGAAUAAAUGUUUCCAUUAUGUCCCAACGUU